GGCAAAUGUUGACAAAUAUUUAACUGAGUUACGGAGUUUCCAUUUGAAUUUUCUUAUUUUUCGUAUGAUCAUGUCUUAAAUAGAAUAAUUUAAACGAAUUUAAUAGCUUACAGUAAUUUUUGUGGAAUGAAGCGGAAGUACAUUUAAAACGAUUAAUUUAAAUAUUGUCAAUUGCCUAAGAGCAAACGUAAACAUGUCUGCUGCAAAUUUAGCGCCCAUAACUGCAACAGACAGUCUUUCGCAGGCCCUUAAAGCUAAUAUUAUACCUAAUCAGGAAUACCUGUUACAGGGUUCUGUACUAGAUUCAGCAGUAGAAGUUCUUCUACAUCGUCUUCGCGGGCUCUGUGACAACGUAGAUGCGGGAACAGAAACUUUCGAUGAUCAGGAAGUUUGUUUUAGUUUACGAGACCCAAACCAACAGGCGGCACCCCUUAUGUUGCGCGUUAGAAAAGCGCUCGAUGCGAGAGACAUGCCUUUUCAACUCAGGUACAUUGGUCAACCAGAUCUAGGAGACAAGAGCAGGCCAACUGUUGUUCGCUCAAGUCUUGACAUUGCCUGUAGUGGUAUGCUAAUUGAAUUUCUCAAUGAACUGGGAUGUAGGAUAGAGUUUGAAUAUAGUGUUAAAGGUUACAUGUUUAGAAAAGGUCGCAUGAAGAUUACAGUGUCAAAGGUGUUCAAAAUAUCACAAAGCUCAAUGUCUCCAGAGCCAAUCUCACAAAGUUACUUAGUUGAAUUAUCUGUAUUGGCCCCACAAGGUCAAGAUGCGAUUGGUGAGGAUAUGCGAGCAUUUGCAGACCAGUUAAGACCACUAGUUCAACUCGAUAAGAUAGACUACAAACGUCUCGGCCAUAUGUCCGUCACCUAGCAGAUGUUCCUGCUGUAGGCUGUCAAUACCUUAGUAAACAUUAACCGUGAAUUUCAAAUGUUGUGACACUUGUGUAUGACAUUAGAAACUCAGUAAAACAUUAUUUUUUAAAUAAUACAGCCUGAACAGUGUUAAGUGCAGAAAAGUGAUGAAAAACCGACUUUAACUACUACAGUUAUCAAUAUAAAUCCUAGAAUCAAUUUUAAAACUAUUGUUUGAG
Molecule: messenger RNA, 1085 nt
Organism: Papilio machaon (common yellow swallowtail)
Lineage: Eukaryota; Metazoa; Arthropoda; Insecta; Lepidoptera; Papilionidae
Gene: MED18
Product: mediator of RNA polymerase II transcription subunit 18
Exons: 5
Coding region: 194-865 (223 amino acids)
Biological process (GO): termination of RNA polymerase II transcription; regulation of transcription by RNA polymerase II
Cellular component (GO): core mediator complex; mediator complex
Molecular function (GO): transcription coregulator activity
Source: RefSeq, a predicted model, not a curated record